ACAGUUGCUUCACCGAUAUUAUUGUCUCUUUUACCCUACUGCUUCAGAUUCAUUAAUAUCCCCAAAUUCUAAUUCUAUUGGGUUUUUUAGAGUUCCAGUUUCCUCUAUAUAGUGGGUUUCAUCCAACAGUUUAUUAGCCACAAAUCCUGCAUAAUCAAGAUCAAAUCUUUGCUUUCUAAACAUAUAUUAAACCCAAAGUAUUCCCCUUUUUUUCAAGAAAGAAAAGUUCAAUCGUCUGAUUCUGUUUCUGGGCUUCUCUUCCUCGAUCUGUGUGUUUCAGGUCUGCAAUUUGAUAAUAUGGGUAAGGUAACGGUGGCAGCAACGGUGGUAUGCGCCGCUGCUGUUUCUGCGGCUGCUGUUUUGGUGGUGCGCCAUCGGAUGCGGAACUCCGGAAAGUGGGCAAAGGCGAUGGAUAUACUCAGGGAGUUUGAGGACAAGUGUGGGACUCCGAUUGCGAAGCUCCGGCAGGUUGCUGACGCCAUGACUGUCGAGAUGCACGCCGGACUUGCCUCCGAUGGCGGCAGCAAGCUCAAGAUGCUAAUCAGCUACGUUGACAACCUCCCUUCUGGGGACGAAAAUGGAAUUUUCUAUGCUCUUGAUCUUGGUGGAACAAACUUCCGUGUCCUCCGUGUGAAAUUGGGAGGAGUUGGUAAUGUGAAGAAAGAAUUUCAAGAAGUUUCAAUUCCUCCAAAUCUCAUGAUUGGCAAAUGCGAAGAAUUAUUUGAUUUUAUUGCUGGAGAACUUGCAAAAUUUGUGGCUACAGAAGGAGAAGAUAUGCAAAUUCCACCUGGCACUCAACGGGAACUUGGAUUUACCUUUUCAUUUCCUGUGAAACAAUCAUCAAUUGCAGGAGGGACUCUUGUUAGGUGGACUAAAGGCUUCAACAUUGAAGAUGCAGUUGGACAAGAUGUUGUUGAUGAGUUGACAAAAGCAAUGGAAAGGAUUGGCCUUGAUAUGCGUGUUUCUGCUUUGGUGAAUGAUACAGUUGGAACUUUAGCUGGAGGAAGAUACAGUAAUCCAAAUGUGAUUGCUGCAGUUAUUUUAGGAACUGGAACAAAUGCUGCAUAUGUGGAAAGAGCAAAUGCAAUCCCAAAAUGGCAAGGUCUACUUCCUAAAUCAGGAGAAAUGGUUAUAAAUAUGGAAUGGGGAAACUUUCGGUCAUCACAUCUUCCUUUGACCGAGUUUGAUGAAAGCCUUGACAAUGAUAGCUUAAACCCUGGAGAACAGAUAUUUGAGAAGAUAAUUUCGGGAAUGUAUUUGGGAGAAAUCGUGAGGCGAGUCUUGUUGAAAAUGGCUGUAGAAGCCGAGUUUUUUGGUGAGACUGUUCCAUUGAAACUGCAAAAGCCCUUCAUAUUAAGGACACCGGAUAUGUCUGCAAUGCAUCACGACUCCACCCCUGACCUCAAAGUGGUUGCAACCAAGUUGAAAGACGUUCUUGAGAUAACCAACACUUCUCUAAAGAUGAGGAGAGUGAUCGUGGAGGUGUGCGAAACCGUGGCAACGCGUGGGGCCCGUCUGUCGGCUGCUGGAAUCCUAGGAAUCCUCAAAAAGAUCGGGAGAGACACAGUGAAGGAAGGAGAAGAAAACCAGAAAUCCGUAAUAGCAAUGGACGGUGGGCUGUUUGAACACUACACAAAGUUCCGGAAGGCGAUGCAAACUGCAAUGGAUGAAUUGUUAGGUGAAGAAGCUUCUAGAAACAUGAUAAUCGAGUUGUCAAAUGACGGAUCUGGCCUUGGUGCAGCUCUUCUUGCAGCUUCGCAUUCUCAGUAUCGCGAAUACAUCGAGUCUACAUAGACUUGUAAUUUUUGUAGAUUUAUUCCGUUUUUCGUGUUAUGGAACCGAGGAUUUUUUUUGUCUUUUUGUUCUUUUCUUUUUUUAAAUGAUAUGUGUUUGCAAGAGGCCCCCCGUAAGUUAUGGGGGAUGUGACAUGUGAGGGUAAGUUUGGUGACUAGACCCAUUCACAUGGGGUUGUAUGUUGUUUUAAGAAGAUAUCUUAGGGAAUAAAGCAAGCAAGGUGUUAGAACAUUGUAUUUUGGAAGGUGAUGGGAGUUAUUAAAACCCUCUAUUUUGCUUUCUUUACAA
Molecule: messenger RNA, 2082 nt
Organism: Lactuca sativa (garden lettuce)
Lineage: Eukaryota; Viridiplantae; Streptophyta; Magnoliopsida; Asterales; Asteraceae
Product: hexokinase-2
Biological process (GO): carbohydrate phosphorylation; intracellular glucose homeostasis; glucose 6-phosphate metabolic process
Cellular component (GO): mitochondrion; cytosol
Molecular function (GO): ATP binding; D-glucose binding; fructokinase activity
Source: RefSeq, a predicted model, not a curated record